AAUCACGUCAAUUCAAAAAAGUGUCCUGAUUGGUUCAAAAUCAAAGAGCUUUCUCAUUGGUCCAGGCUUUUAAUUCACAAAAACCGCCAUUGCCAGAUCAAAUUUCUAAUAAGAAUUUCUGUGAAAUUAGCGUGCUUUUUUACGCAAAAACGCGGUAAAUGUGUGAAAAACUUUGAAAGUAGCAUCCAUCAAUUGUGUAUUCAGUGAAAAGUUUCCAGAUAUUUACGUAGUUUUACGUAAAAAAGAAGAAAUAAGUUGGCGUCACUUUUUUGGCAAGAUGUCGAAAUUAAAUACUAGAUUUAAAGACCGCUAUCUUCAAGAACUGUUCGCUUACAACCCCGAAGACGAGAUUUACGCAUCUUCUCCGCUUACGAUCGAUGAAGAAGUACAGUUGAUUCUUCAACUAAAUUCAUUGAGAAACGUGGAGUUUGCAAGCACCCAAGAAUUCUUCGGAAGUGAUUCGUCAGAAAAGGAAGUCACUGUCUCAGCGAAUUCCGAAGAUCCCAUUGUUGAAGUUCCACCAUCGCGGCCUUCAACUUCCAAUGAUGAAACAAAUCAUGUCGAAGCAAAUUCCGAAGUCUCAAAAGAUCCACCGCGUCCUUCAGUUGACAAUUUUGAAGUUAAUUUCGAUUUCUUAAACGAUUCCAUAGAAAGCGAGGAAAACGCCGCUGCUUAUUCAGAAAUUCUCCAUGACGAAAUAAUUGAUGAGACAGUUGAUAUUUUGGACGAUUCGACAGCAAACGAGGAAAAUGUAGCAGCACAUUAUGAAGUUCACGAUGAUGAUAUUAUUAUACUGGAAAACCCGGUUCAAAAUGUCCCGUUGCCCGAUGUUCAUGCUCAUUCGUUGCCACGUAGCAGUAAGGAUCAAGCAAUCCAAACGGAAGAACCGAAAAGCAAUCUCGCCUUAAAUCACACUCCUAAAAUCGAAAUGAUUGAUUUGACCCAUAUUCCAAAUUCGAUCUCAAAUGUUCCAACGGCACCGCAAACAAUCGAUUUGACUGGAAUCAUGAAUUCGACAAUUGAUUUAGAACAUGAGGCUGGACUUUAUGUAACAGCUCGUCAAAGCGCCAAACGAAAGAGGGAUAACCACGUCGUUAAAAGUGAGUUGAUCGAAAUUGUCGAUGAUGAUGAAAUAAUUUGUUGUGGAACAGCAGUGCCUGCAUUCAAAAAUGAAAUCAUCAAAGUUGAGGAAGAUGUUGUAAUAUGCGAGAACAAUACAGUCGUAAAAACUGAGGUGAUUGAUUUAGAUGCCACAGUUCCAUUUAUGGCAAGAAAGCGUGCACGUCUCGUUCCGAAGCCUUGCACUUCGACACCUUUAAGAGCACUUAAUGAUAUCAACUUGCCAAAAUUCAGUGGAGACACAUCUCACGAUCUCAGUCGAAUUUCACAUGUGUCGAACACUCCUGAAGCUUAUCUACCGAAACGUCGCCGAUUAAAUGAUGCUUCUGCUUCGACCAGCACUUUUGUUAGCAAUCCUCUUCCUGGUAGUUCAACAAUGACGAAUAAUGAUUUGCUACUUCGGCACAACUAUGCAGAUCGUCAUUUACAAACAUCAAAUCCGGGAAAUUCUUUCUGCAUCAAGAAAGAAGAUAAGAAAACGGCUUUUUGUGAAACGUCGUUUGCAAAAGUGAAACGCGAAAUGAUUGAAAUUCUUGACGACGACGAAGAUGUUUUACUUUGCGAAACAAAAUUGGCCACUAUCAAGGAAGAAUCUUUCGUCAAAAUGGAAGAUGAUGUUGUGGUAAAGCAGGAGGUGGUUAAAUUAGAGCACACAGUUCCACGUUUGCCACGAAAACGUGUUGCACGGCCUAGUACAUCCACACCAAUGACAGGGCAGACAAAUAUAAGUUUGCCCAGUUUCAGUGGAAACUCAGUACAAAAUACUAGCUCAGUAUCGCACAUUAAAACCUAUGUUGCAGUAGUUCCCCCCAUGUCUCCUUUGCGAAAACAACGUCCAUUAAACACUACUGCCUCAAGUAGCUUCGUUACAAAUCGAACCCGGAACUUUACAACGCCUCGUCGCAACAUUCCAGACCUUGAUGAUCGUCAAUUACAAGGAUUGUCUUUCGUAUUGGGAGCAUCAAACGAUCUUCCCGCACUUCUACCACACGAAGAUGAGAAUGCAGAAAACGAGGAGGAGGAUGAUGAAGUGAUGGCUAACCAUUUAAUGGAAUUGCUAAACAAUGGGGAUCUCAAAACGUGGGACGAACUAGUGGACCAGAUGGAUUCGGUUCGCAAAUUGUAUGGCAAAAAGGAUUUUAGUUCUUAUAUCAUGGAUCGUAACCGGGUAAUUCCUCGCUUGAAGACAACGUACGAAUCUUUGAACGACCGUCCCACAUCUCAAAUGUUGCAAGCCACACCAGCACGUCUCACAAAACAGCUGAAGCCACAUCAACAAAGUGGAUUAAAGUUCAUGCUUUGGCGCGAGACACAAGAUCCUGCUGGAGGCAUCAUUGCAGACGACAUGGGACUUGGUAAAACGAUGAGCAUUAUAGCAUUGGUGGCUGAGACACUUUCACGCAAAAUACCAGAUAAACUUCGUCCUGCAGGAAUUAGGUAUACAGGACCGACACUUGUCAUAUGCCCGCCAUCAAUCGCAGCUCAAUGGGCAGCCGAGAUCUCGUCAUCCUCCAGAGGCAUCAAAGUGCUUAUCCAUCACGGUACAACUAAAAUUGAACAAGUUGAAGAGUUUAUGAUGUACGAUGUUGUCAUAACCAGCUACUAUGCGGUCGUCAAUGAAAAACGUCUCGGCAAAAAGUUAAUGUACAAAGUGUACUGGAAACGGAUCGUAUUGGACGAGGGACAUUUUGUUCGCAAUUCAGAAUCGCAGCAGUGUGAGGCAAUAUGUGCUCUGCAGGGAAAAAUGCGAUGGAUUCUUACAGGAACACCUGUCCAUAACCGCGUGGAUGACGUUUUUUCAUACUUGAAAUUUUUGAAAUGCACUCCUUUCGACGAAAAACGCAUUUUCACUAGAUGGACCACUAACCGAAAGGGAUCGCACGAUGGCACCAGUCGUUUAAACGUUAUUUUGAAAGCUUUGAUGAUACGCCGAACAAAAGCGGAGCUCCAAUUAUUAUCAGCAGAAAAAGUGGUAAUUGAUAUCGAAUACGAUUUAGAACCGGUAGAAGCCGAAGCUUACAAACGAUUGAUGAUGUUGUCGCAAGCAUUAAUGAAACUUUAUUUAAAUCACAAAGCUCAACAAGAGGGAACACUGGAAACUUGCGCGUACACCGGAGCGGAAAUGCAAAAGUUGCAAAAAAUUAUGUUUAGCAAACUUAACGGGAUCUUGCAGUAUACCCACAUAUUUGUAUUAUUGUUGCGUCUCAGACAACUUUGCACUCACCCGGCUUUGAUUAAAUCCAUGCUGACUAACGGAGAACUAGAUUCGGAUGAUUUGGAAAACGAAGAGGUUGAAGCAGAACACGUUAGUGCCAUUAGUCAGAUAAUUAACGAAUCCAUUGAGAACAAGGACUUGUUCAAUAUUAAAAAUGAGAUAUUCAGUAGCGAAAGGCCAAGCACAAAACUCGCAAAACUAAUGGAAGUUUUGAAGGAAAAGUUUAUCCCUACACAAGACAAAGGAAUAAUUGUGUGUGAAUGGCCAAGUUUUCUCGAUAUCAUUGCGGAUCAUUUGUCGGAAAUGUCUCUUUCUUUCGAAAUGUUUACCGGAAAAACAGAUAUGAAGGAUCGCCCAGAAAUUUUAAAGAGAUUCAACAGUGACUGCAUGAACCCUCGUAUUUUGCUGAUGUCCUUAGGAGUUGGAGGUGUUGGAUUAAACUUGGCAAAGGCCAAUCACAUCUUUCUAAUGACUACACAUUGGAACCCUCAGAACGAAAUUCAAGCAGAAGAUCGCUGUUACCGUAUUGGCCAAACAAAGAAUGUAUUCAUUUACAAAUUUAGAGCAAGCGGUACGAUCGAAGAGCGGAUCUUUAAUUUGCAGAAACAAAAAUUGAAAAUCGCUCAUAAUAUAAUAACAGGAGCGACUGGAAACAAUUAUCGUCUCACUGUAAACGAUCUUAAAUCGUUAUUCGGAAUCUAAUGCUUCGUUGAUUUUUCUCUUUAGUAUUAUACUUUAUUUGUUUGAAUGAUUGAUCAUUCCCAAUUAAUUUUUUCCUAUUCUACUGUUCGUGUUUUAACAUUGUAACAAAUAAACGAAAACAAUUGACAAAAAUUCGGUGAAUAUUAUAAUAAUUAUCUUUAUUGAAACUCAAUCUGGUUAUACUUACAUGAGUAUGUGACAGCAUUUCUUUCAUA
Culicoides brevitarsis is the source of this 4251-nucleotide messenger RNA. RefSeq lists its product as uncharacterized. The transcript has 5 exons. Gene Ontology annotation, molecular function: ATP-dependent chromatin remodeler activity; ATP binding. Gene Ontology annotation, biological process: DNA repair. Bases 278 to 4036 code for a protein of 1252 amino acids. Gene Ontology annotation, cellular component: nucleus. The record is from RefSeq and is a predicted model, not a curated record. Lineage: Eukaryota; Metazoa; Arthropoda; Insecta; Diptera; Ceratopogonidae.